Molecule: messenger RNA, 2988 nt
Organism: Cucurbita moschata (crookneck pumpkin)
Lineage: Eukaryota; Viridiplantae; Streptophyta; Magnoliopsida; Cucurbitales; Cucurbitaceae
Product: cullin-1-like
Exons: 20
Coding region: 298-2532 (744 amino acids)
Biological process (GO): protein ubiquitination; ubiquitin-dependent protein catabolic process
Cellular component (GO): cullin-RING ubiquitin ligase complex
Molecular function (GO): ubiquitin protein ligase binding
Source: RefSeq, a predicted model, not a curated record
GGCGACGACCGACGACCAAAAUCAAAAUUGGUAAAAUAUAAUCAACACGGAAGCGGGUCAUUCAUUAUUCACUGCCCGUCCAACGGGGCUUCGCCUCGAGUCUUUUUCUUCCGUCUCGCGUUUCUCGCCUAUCUUCGCCGUCGAUACUUCUCCGGCGAAGCUCUAUCGUCUUCUCUCUUCCUCCAUUUUAUCGUCUCUAGGGGUUAUGAUUCUUGAUUAGGGUUUCAUUGACGACCGUUUCAGGUUUUUUUUCCUUUGGUUAAUUAUUAGGUCUUCGAUAGAGAGAUUUGUCACGACAUGGCAAUGAGUGAGCGGAAGACUAUUGACUUGGAGCAGGGAUGGGAGUUUAUGCAGAAGGGAAUCACAAAAUUGAAGAACAUUCUAGAGGGUUUGCCAGAGCCUCAGUUCAACUCUGAGGAUUACAUGAUGCUUUACACUACUAUAUAUAACAUGUGCACCCAAAAGCCGCCACAUGAUUACUCCCAGCAGCUGUAUGAUAAAUACCGGGAAUCUUUCGAAGAAUACAUCACUUCUAUGGUCUUACCAUCCCUGAGGGAGAAGCAUGAUGAAUUCAUGUUGAGAGAACUUGUCAAAAGGUGGACAAACCAUAAAGUUAUGGUGAGGUGGCUUUCUCGUUUCUUCCACUAUCUUGAUCGAUACUUCAUUGCUCGAAGGUCACUUCCACCCCUCAAUGAAGUUGGACUCACAUGCUUCCGUGAAUUGGUAUAUAAAGAGAUAAACAGUAAAGUGAGGGAUGCAGUAAUUUCAUUGAUUGAUCAAGAACGUGAAGGGGAGCAGAUUGAUAGAGGUCUACUGAAGAAUGUAUUGGAUAUAUUUGUGGAGAUCGGGAUGGGGCAAAUGGAUUACUAUGAAAAUGACUUUGAAGCUGCCAUGCUUAAAGAUACUGCUGCUUAUUACUCUAGGAAGGCUUCCAAUUGGAUCCUAGAAGAUUCUUGUCCCGAUUAUAUGCUAAAAGCGGAGGAAUGCUUGAAGCGAGAAAAGGAUAGAGUUUCUCACUAUUUGCACUCUAGUAGCGAGCCAAAGUUAUUGGAGAAAGUUCAACAUGAACUGCUGUCUGUGUAUGCUACCCAACUGUUGGACAAAGAGCAUUCAGGAUGCCAUGCGUUGCUUAGAGACGACAAGGUGGAAGAUUUGUCGAGGAUGUUUCGUCUCUUCUCCAAAAUACCCAAGGGAUUGGAUCCAGUUUCCAACAUAUUCAAGCAGCACGUCACUGCUGAAGGAAUAGCAUUGGUCAAACAGGCAGAAGAUGCUGCAAGUAACAAGAAGGCCGAGAAAAAGGACAUAGUUGGUUUGCAGGAACAGGUUUUUGUCAGAAAAGUGAUUGAGCUUCACGACAAGUACUUGGCUUAUGUGAAUGGUUGUUUCCAAAACCACACUCUUUUUCACAAGGCUCUCAAGGAAGCUUUUGAAGUCUUUUGUAAUAAGGGUGUUGCUGGAAGUUCUAGUGCAGAAUUACUUGCCACCUUUUGUGAUAACAUCCUUAAGAAAGGAGGAAGUGAAAAGUUGAGUGAUGAAGCAAUAGAGGAGACACUUGAGAAGGUGGUGAAGUUGCUUGCUUAUAUCAGCGACAAAGAUUUGUUUGCUGAAUUUUAUAGAAAAAAACUUGCCCGAAGGCUUCUCUUUGACAAGAGUGCCAAUGAUGAUCACGAGAGAAGUAUAUUGACCAAAUUGAAGCAACAAUGUGGUGGUCAGUUCACCUCUAAGAUGGAGGGGAUGGUCACUGAUUUGACAUUGGCAAGGGAGAACCAAACUAAUUUCGAGGAGUAUCUGAGCAAUAAUCCACAAGCUAGUCCGGGGAUCGACUUAACUGUUACUGUUUUGACGACUGGUUUUUGGCCAAGCUACAAGUCGUUUGACCUCAAUCUGCCCGCAGAGAUGGUAAAAUGUGUUGAAGUUUUCAAAGAGUUUUAUCAAACAAAAACCAAGCAUAGAAAACUUACGUGGAUUUACUCAUUGGGUACAUGUAAUAUCAGUGGAAAAUUUGAACCAAAAACGAUGGAACUGAUUGUGACAACUUAUCAGGCUUCUGCCCUGCUGCUAUUUAAUUCCUCAGAUAGAUUAAGUUACUCCGAAAUCAUGACACAAUUAAACUUGGGUGAUGAUGAUGUUGUUAGACUACUCCACUCAUUGUCAUGUGCCAAGUACAAAAUUCUUAACAAGGAGCCAAGCACGAAGACCAUCUCUCCCAAUGAUCAUUUCGAGUUCAAUGCGAAAUUCACUGACAAAAUGAGGAGAAUCAAGAUCCCUCUUCCGCCUGUGGAUGAGAAAAAGAAAGUAAUUGAAGAUGUCGACAAGGAUAGAAGAUAUGCUAUCGAUGCUUCAAUUGUGCGUAUCAUGAAGAGUCGUAAAGUUUUGGGUCACCAGCAGUUAGUGAUGGAGUGCGUCGAGCAAUUGGGUCGUAUGUUCAAGCCUGAUUUCAAGGCGAUUAAGAAGAGAAUCGAAGAUCUGAUCACCCGGGACUAUCUAGAAAGAGACAAAGACAACCCCCACUUGUUUAGGUACUUGGCUUGAUCUUAAUCUUUUCAUGGGUGAGAGUCGUGGCCGGUGCUAUUCGAGAUAGCACGAAAGGCUCAUGUUGUAAGCGGCACAAUCACGAAUAUGCUACUGUAGGUAGCCUCUGUGAUUCGUGAGCCGUGUUUUCAUGAAAUGUUAAAACCAGGAGCCCGGUUGUCUGUACAUUUUGCCAUCCGAACGAGGUUAGAGGCAAGCGCUGUCACAAGGUUCCGUGUCUGUACUUCGGGGGGUGAUAAUAUCUGAGCUUUUUUUUUUUUUUUCUAAUAUAAAAUGGUCCGAUAAUUCUAUGAGUGGACCCUUCUUAGUAAGUGUAUUACGAGAGGUCGUGUCGAAAUUGGGAUGCAAUGGGCAGUGUCACAGAUGCAUUUAUGUGCUGUUUUAAUUGGAGUGGUUCUGUUCUUUUUAUUUUAAUUUUUUUUUUUAUGAAAUAUGCUUUUAGAUUUGUGGUUUGCA